GAUCAUGGACAUGCACAUACCCGUAACCCAUUGGACCGAACCCGAAGUCCCUUUCGACCAUUUUCCCACGUAAACCAGUGCAAAGUUCACACGUGGCGCUCGAUCGAGCCAUCCGAUCACUUUCCGUUCUGGCAACUGAAGCGACUACGGCGAGCCUUCCUCCCUCCCAUAAAUCUCAUUUCCUGCUGAGCAGAGAUUUGAAGAGAGAGGACAGACACCGAGAAAGGGAGUGAGAGCGAGUGUUUGGUGGUUCUGAGAAUUAGGGUUUGGGUUAGUCUUUGAAGGGGGAGCGGGCAUGUCGAAGAAUGCGGAGCAGAGCGAUGCGGAUCAGAGCGAUGCGAAGCCAGGGCUCAGAAAGCCGGUGUUCACGAAGGUGGAGCAGCUGAAGCCGGGGACCAGCGGCCACACCCUCACCCUCAAGGUUCUCACAGCAACCUCUGUCUUGCAGAAGGGCCGAUCGGUGUCGCCCCACCUCCGCCAGACUCGAAUCUCAGAGUGCCUUGUCGGGGACGAGACCGGCACCAUAGUCUUCACUGCACGCAAUGAUCAAGUUGAUCUGAUGAAGCCCGACGCGACAGUCAUUGUGCGGAAUGCAAAGAUAGACAUGUUCAAGGGAUCGAUGAGGCUAGCAGUUGACAAAUGGGGGCGCGUUGAGCUGGCUGACCCUGCAAAAUUUGUGGUUAAAGAGGAUAACAAUCUCUCGCUGGUGGAGUAUGAACUGGUGAAUGUUGUGGAAGAGUGACUCACUGACCCUCAUCUUUUUUCCUUGAUAUAUAAGCAUGUAACUCUCUCUCUCCCUCCCUCCCUCCAUAUAUAAGAAGGGCAUUAGAAGUUUUAAGCUGGGAUAGUUUUGGGAACGCCCUGGUGCUGUGGUUCUUGACCUUUUUUAUGCAUAGAAUAGAGAAGACUGGCAGGUAUAGUUUUGUGUCCUUCCGACCCAUCACGGAAAUGUAAAGGAAAAGAAAAGGAAAAAAGGAAGAUAAUGUUUAUCAGGAAAAAAUUAUGCUUCAA
This is a messenger RNA of Malania oleifera, 1011 nucleotides long. RefSeq lists its product as uncharacterized. The record is from RefSeq and is a predicted model, not a curated record. Lineage: Eukaryota; Viridiplantae; Streptophyta; Magnoliopsida; Santalales; Ximeniaceae. The transcript is spliced from 2 exons. The coding region runs from base 296 to 742 and encodes 148 amino acids.